CAAACCAAUUUACCUACUCUACUGUACAUAAGAACAACAUCUAAACUCAAGUCUUCCAAUCUCCAUCUCCAUCUCAUCGAUAUUAUUAUAUACAUAGCCAUUCGAACUAGGUUGUUGAUUCAAGCCAACCUUUGGUUUCCGGUUGAUCUCCCCCCUAUCUAAUAGUGGCUUCCCGGCCCCUCCCCUCCCUCACCUUCGAAUCCACUUUCUCAGGGACCUGCCUGGACUGGACCUCCAGCCAGCCAACGGGACAUAUGCGUGCACGUUGUUGCGGUUCGCUUUGGUGAUGGUUUUUUGCGCUGUUUCUGACUUCCUGCACUCCAUCUGGUCUUGUCGACGCUGCGGUUCUACACGAACGGGGCCUGUGUGGCGUUGGUCUGCCCAGUGUCUUAACUCUCAAAAUCUCGUGCGUCUUGCCUUGCGUCUUGCGUCUUGACUUUCUGCCAACUUUAGCGUCAUCCUGCUGCAUCCAAGCUUCAUCCUUGGGGAAUAGCCAUGGCCGACAGCGGGGCCUUUCCUUCUUCGUCUGAAUCGCCUCCAAACCUGGAUUCUCUUCAUGUGUCUCUCUCCUCUUCCUCCUCCUUCUCCUCUCCCUCCGCAUCCUCGCUUGAGACCUCCCUUCCCGCCAUAACCGCCAGCUUCUCGGACUUGCUGCGCUUUUCUACCUGUCUUCCCCCCCCACCGUUGUCCCCUCCAACGCCGUCAACCAUGGUGGGGUGGAUUGGUUGGGUAUUUACCCUCGUUUUCAAGGUCAUUCCAAGUAUUCUAUACUGGAUAAUCACCUUUUCCACUAUAACCCUGCCCACAUGGCUUUUCACCCUCUUUUCCAUGAGCUUGACCUUCACCAUGAAUUUUACAACGCUGUUGUUGAUCGUACUGGCCGUUGUUUCGACAAUCAGUUGGUUCAUCCGUUACCGGUUCCUGAACAUGUACAGCCGUCUGCCUCCGGAGCCACAACGCAAGGAACCCCAGCUCGACCUCUUCCCCGAUGUACAGGAAGGCGAUUCGAAACCGGGCCUGGCGAACUACCUGGACGAGUUUCUGAGUGCUAUUAAGGUCUUCGGCUACCUAGAACGGCCGGUAUUCCACGAGUUGACACGUACGAUGCAAACAAGAAAGUUGAUCGCGGGCGAGACACUUCUCCUGGAAGAAGAGAAAGGCUUCUGUUUGGUCGUAGAUGGAUUGGUUCAAAUCUUUGUCAAGUCUAUCCGUGAUGGGAAACCACGCUCUAGUGAUGAGCACCUUGGCGAGUCGUCGGACGAAGAAUAUCAUCUAGGUGACGGGAAACAGGGAUAUCAGCUGCUCACCGAGGUUAAGAACGGUGCAUCCAUGUCCUCACUAUUCUCUAUUCUAUCCUUAUUCACAGAGGAUAUCCAACUACAAACAGCAGAGAGUUCCUCAUCUAGCAUAUCUAGCAUCCAGCCAAGCCCUGCCAGGGUGCCUGAUUUGUUUCCCGGCAGCCCUCGAGGGACAGCGGAUGGGUCACCAUCUGUGAUACCGAGCGAUCGUGCUGAUACUGCCUCUCAUAUUAAUGGCAAUGGAGAUUUUCUGCCCUCGGUGCCCCCCUUACACUUGGGAGAGAGCAGAGCGUCUCCGCCGAACCGUCAAGACUCUCGGCCUAACGGCACCAAGCGGUCACAGAACAACGGACGGAAAUCAGUCCACCCAGACAUCGUUGCUCGGGCCAUGGUAGACACCACAAUUGCAAUUAUUCCAGCCAGUGCUUUCCGUCGCCUCACACGGGUGUAUCCUAGGGCGACUGCGCAUAUAGUCCAGGUGAUUCUUACAAGACUACAACGGGUUACUUUUGCAACGGCGCAUUCUUAUUUAGGCCUUACGAACGAGGUUCUGGGCAUCGAAAAACAAAUGACUAAGUUUAUUACCCAUGAUUUACCGAAUGAUAUGCGUGGAUCGGCCCUUGAUCGGCUCAAGGACAAGUUUUUGAAGGAGCGAAAUCGUCUGGGCCCCGAAGAAAUUACAAAAGGCAUUGCCCUGCAUAACCCUUAUGCUGGUAGGAGGCGUCGGUCGAACAGCUUUCUGAGAAAAGACGCCGCCCUUCAGGCAAGGAUUGCCGCCCCAAAGCGUCCUGUGUCUCUUAUAAACCCAGAAUACUUCCCGGGUGAGCGUGACACUGCUGGAGUUAGCCCGGGUGACCUUCUUUCCACAAUCCAACUCUCUCGAUUUGGUCCUAGACACGAGCUUUUCUCUUCCACACCUCAACUUCAUAGCCCUCUGGCUGAGAAGGAGGAGUCUCCUUUACGCCCUUUGAGUUCAACAUCACGAGGCUCUCCUUUCCAGCGAAAAGAAUCAGUUGAUGAGGAUGCGUUGUUCCGCGAAUCUGUAUUAGAAUGCAUUAUGAAAGGAAUUGGUCUUAGUAAGAGCUCUCAUGAUGCGCUGCGCAAGGGUAGUCUUGCCUCUGGGGAUGCGUCCCCGAAGUUGGUUUCUUAUGACUCUCGUCGUCAGAAAGCUGUUUUCUCUAACAACGCCUUCGGAUUUAUUGACCCCUAUGACGAGUCUGUGGACGGUGAAACGGAGUCUAUGAUGUCCCUGUCGGUUACUAGUGCUGGUGGUACAUCACCUAUUGUCAACUUGAAAGAGGAGCUUCGGAAUGAUAUCGAGAUUGUCUACUUCCCGCAGGGCUCGGUGUUGGUGGAGCAAGGGGAGCGUCAUCCGGGCCUAUAUUAUGUGAUUGAUGGCUUCCUGGAUGUGGGAAUCCCUGUGAGUGAAAAAGGCGAGGAUCUUGUUGGAGCGUCCCAGUCUACUUAUUUGAAACCCGACGAAGAAGUUUUCCCGACUCUCAAGCGGACCCAGACGGCCUCCUCGCGUUCAUCAAUUGCUGCGACGGCCACAAGCGACCCUAGACGCAAGAGACAAUCCCGGAAAUCCCUAUAUUUGAUCAAACCCGGUGGAAUCCAGGGGUACGUAGGCUCAAUUGCCUCAUACCGUUCAUACACAGAUGUUGUUGCAAAGACAGAUGUGUACGUUGGAUUUCUUCCGCGAGCGUCCUUGGAGAGAUUGGCGGAACGAUAUCCUAUUGCCUUGUUAACUCUGGCAAAGCGACUGACAAGUCUUCUUCCACGCCUCCUCCUCCACAUCGAUUUCGCCUUGGAAUGGGUGCAAGUGAACGCCGGCCAGGUCAUUUAUCAUCAAGGAGAUGAGAGUGAUGCUAUCUAUAUUGUCCUUAACGGACGUUUGCGGUCUGUCCUUGAAGGUCCUAGAGGCAAAAUUACAGUUGUUGGCGAACACGGUCAAGGGGAAAGCGUUGGUGAGUUGGAAGUUAUGACUGAGUCAACCCGACCUGCAACUCUCCAUGCUAUUCGAGACACGGAGCUGGCCAAGUUCCCUCGAUCUCUUUUCAACAGUCUCGCUCAAGAGCAUACUGGAAUUACUAUUCAAGUCUCCAAACUAAUCGCCCAGCGAAUGCGAGAUCUGGUUGAAAACCCUGUAUCUGAGCAGGGAAUCGAACAAAGCAACGUUGGAACUGUCAAGACGGCGACAUCGACUCUCAACCUCCGCACUGUUGGUAUCCUUCCGGUGACCGCUGGGGUUCCGGUAGUUGAAUUCGGUCAUCGCCUGCUGCAUGCCCUUCACCAAAUUGGGGUGACUAAUGGAGUGACAUCCUUAAAUCAAGCGGCUAUCUUAAACCAUCUAGGGCGACACGCUUUUAGCAAGAUGGGAAAGUUAAAACUAUCUCAGUACCUGGCAGAUUUGGAGGAAAAGUACGGAAUGGUUCUCUAUAUCGCGGACACCAAUGUAAACGCUCCCUGGACCCAAACCUGCAUUACGCAAGCGGAUUGCAUUCUUCUUGUGGGUCUCGCAGAGUCCUCGUCCAGCAUCGGAGAGUAUGAAAGGUUCUUGCUUGGAAUGAAAACUACAGCGAGAAAGGAGCUGGUGCUCUUGCACGCCGAUCGAUAUUGCCCUCCUGGGCUAUCGCGCAGGUGGCUGAAGAACCGUGUAUGGAUCAAUGGAGGCCAUCAUCAUAUCCAGAUGGCUUUCCGCCUUACUGCAGAGCCAUCACAUCCUCAAGCCAAGCGAUUUGGAACGGUCCUGAAGCAAAGAGUUCAGGUUCUUCAGGCAGAGAUUCAGAAAUACACCUCGCGCAGAAUUCGACAGACGCCACUUUACUCGUCUCAAACGCCGUUCAAGGGCGAUUUUCAUCGAUUGGCGCGUCGCCUCUGUGGCAGAUCAGUUGGACUCGUGCUUGGUGGCGGUGGUGCCAGAGGCAUUGCUCACGUUGGUGUAAUUAAGGCCUUGGAAGAAGCAGGGAUUCCAGUCGACAUCAUCGGUGGUACCUCGAUUGGUGCUUUCAUUGGCGCUCUGUAUGCUCGAGAUGCGGACGUCGUGCCCAUGUACGGCCGUGCGAAGAAGUUCGCCGGGCGUAUGGGUAGCAUGUGGCGAUUCGCUUUAGACUUGACAUACCCUUCUGUUUCUUACACAACUGGCCAUGAAUUCAAUCGUGGGAUCUUCAAAACCUUUGGGGAUAGUCAGAUUGAGGAUUUCUGGCUCGAAUUUUAUUGCAACACUACUAAUAUCAGCCGGUCUCGCGCUGAAUUCCAUUCGUCUGGAUACGUCUGGCGUUACGUGCGUGCAUCCAUGUCACUCGCAGGCCUUAUCCCUCCAAUUUGUGACGAGGGCAGCAUGCUACUUGAUGGAGGUUAUAUUGACAAUCUAACGGUGGCUUAUAUGAAAGGAUUGGGUGCGGAUGUGAUCUUUGCAAUUGACGUGGGGUCGAUUGAUGACAAUACCCCACAGGGUUAUGGUGACUCUCUUUCUGGAUUUUGGGCAGUGAUCAAUCGCUGGAAUCCCUUUUCUUCGUGCCCGAAUCCUCCCACCCUUUCCGAAAUACAGGCAAGACUUGCGUACGUGUCAUCAAUCGACAACCUGGAACGCGCGAAGAAUACCCCUGGCUGUCUUUACCUUCGCCCACCAAUUGAUCGCUACGGAACUCUGGAGUUCAGUAAAUUUGACGAGAUUUACCAGGUGGGGUAUGCCUACGGUAAAGAAUACCUCGAGAAACUCAAGAACGAAGGUUCUCUUCCGCUGCCUGAGGAAACUGAAGAGAAAAAGAAGCUCCAACGUACGCUAGCGCCACGCCGGGCUAGCAUAUAGUUCUGUAUCUUGACAUUUGUACUCCGCCUGGACUGCUAUGUUCAGUGCAUGACUGAUGACAAUGCGGCGUUGUCGGUAUAUUUGUGAAUUUCGAAAGAACCUUCGUAUAGAUCAAGUGUUGACUGACGUGGAUACCUUCACUGGGGGUUUAUAGGAAGUAAUAGAUAAACCAAAGACACGAUCAGGAACUGAUGAUAUCUACAAACGAAUUCUGGAUCCGCACUAUGUCUGUCUCCCCGCAAAGUGUGGGUGGGUAAAGCAGAAGAAGACCGCACAAGUAGAC
Aspergillus ochraceoroseus IBT 24754 is the source of this 5392-nucleotide messenger RNA. It is a transcript of the gene nte1, whose product is annotated as lysophospholipase. The record is from RefSeq and is a predicted model, not a curated record. Gene Ontology annotation, cellular component: endoplasmic reticulum. NCBI's taxonomy places the organism in Eukaryota, Fungi, Ascomycota, Eurotiomycetes, Eurotiales, Aspergillaceae. The transcript is spliced from 2 exons. Gene Ontology annotation, molecular function: phosphatidylcholine lysophospholipase A1 activity. Bases 496 to 5109 code for a protein of 1537 amino acids. Gene Ontology annotation, biological process: phosphatidylcholine metabolic process.